UGCAGUUGUUCACCAAUACCAAGAAGGCAGCGCAGUAUGACCAGGUGAAGACAGACUAUGAGUUGCUGCGAGAAGCCCUGUACACUGUGACUUGGGAGAGAGAUUGUGCCCUGCGGGAGAGGACCCAGCUCCAAGGCAAACUGGAGAACCUAGAGCAGGUGCUGAAGCAUAUGCGAGAGGCUGCAGAGCGGCGGCAGCAGCUAGAGUUGGAGCAUGAACAAGCCCUGGCCGUGCUCAAUGCCAAGCAGCAGGAGAUCGACCUACUGCAGAAGGCUCAGGUUGAGGCUCAGAAGGAACAUGAAGGCGCUGUCCAUCUGUUAGAGAACCACUUGGACAGCAUGCAGGCCAAAGUGCGAGACUUGGAGGAGAAAUGUCGGAACCAGAGUGAGCAGUUCAACCUCCUGUCCAAAGAGCUGGAGAAGUUCCGAUUGACGGCUGGAAAGUUUGACAUCCUUGGCAGUACCGAACGGCUGAGUGUGGGCGAACCGCCGGGGUCGCCCAGCAAGACCCUCACCCAGCUCCUCAAUGGGCUAGCUGCUCCGGGGGGCAAAGGCACCGAUGCGCCGAUGAGUAGGUCGGUGAUAUCUGAGUUCAUCCGUCCGCUGCAGAUGAGCGCGGAGAAGGCCGAGCUGCUGUCGAUCAAGCCCACCUUCCUGAGCCGCAGCCAACCCAGCAGCCCGCGACGAGCCUUCCUCUCCGAGAUGGAAAAAGAGCUGGGAUCCUCUCCACGCGCCAAGCCCAGGUUCACAGGGAAGGUGCGACUGUGCGUCGCUCGCUACAGUUAUAAUCCCUAUGAUGGACCCAAUGAGCACCCUGAGGCAGAGCUCCCUCUUGUGGCUGGGAAGUAUCUGUACGUUUACGGGACCAUGGAUGAAGAUGGCUUCUAUGAAGGAGAGCUGUUGGACGGCCAGCAGGGCCUUGUGCCCUCCAACUUCGUGGACUUUGUGCAGGACGACGACACCAUGGGCAGCACCGAGCGCAGCGUCAGCAUCAAGGAGCCCGCCGCCUCCUACCUCAACAGCGCCGCGUUGCCUCCCUCCGCCGCCACCGCCUCUGGCUCUCAGCCCACUCUGAGCACCCUCAGCACGCUCAGUACCCUGAGCAGCCUCAGCACCCUGGGCAGCCUGGGCAUGGACUUUGGCACGCUGGGCUCGGCCUGCAGCAACGGCAUGGGCACGCUGGACGUGAGCAUCGACGAGGUCGGCGAAGACAUCGUGCCUUACCCCCGCCGCAUCAACCUGAUCAAGCAGCUGGCCAAGAGCGUGAUCGUGAGCUGGGAGCCGCCGGUGCUGCCGCCGGGCUGGGGCCAGGUGAGCGGCUACCAGGUGCUGGUGGACCGCGAGGUGCGCAUGAGCGUGCCGUACGGCGGCCGCACCAAGGCGCUGAUCGAGAAGUUGAACCUGGCGCUCUGCCAGCACCGCAUCUCCAUCCAGAGCGUGACGGAGCGCGGGCUCUCGGACGAGCUGCGCUGCACGCUGCUGGUGGGCAAGGACGUGGUGGUGGCGCCCUACUACCUGCGCGUGGACAACAUCACCAUGUCCACCGCCGACCUCUCCUGGAUGCCCAGCAACAGCAACUACAGCCACACCAUCUUCCUCAACGACGCGGAGUACGACGUGGUUAAGCCCGGCGGCUACCGCUACACCUUCUACAACCUGAAGCCCAUGACGGUGUACAAGGUGCGCACCGUGGCGCGGCCACACCAGAUGCCCUGGCAACUGCCCAUGGACCAGCGGGACAAGAAGGAGAUCACCUUGGAGUUCUGCACGCAGUCAACUGGCCCCCCCAUGCCCCCUCAGGAAGUGCAGGUGCAGUGUGGACUGUCUCCGGGGGUGCUGAAUGUGCGCUGGAAGCCCCCUCCCCUCACGUCCAGUGGCACCUCCAACGGGGCCACCGUCAUCGGCUAUGCAGUCUGUACAAAAGGGCAAAAGAUAGCAGAGGUGAUGUACCCCACGGCCGACUAUGUCAGCGUGGACCUGAACCGUAUCCAGUGUCUGGAGGCGCGCGAGGUCAUCGUGCGGACACUAUCGUCGCAGGGCGAUUCGUCUGACUCUCACGUGGCAGCCAUCCCCCACACCCUCCUGCGCUCCUCCCCCCACCUCGGCCAAAUGUCCCCCCACCCCCAUCAGCCUCCUCCGCCACCGCCUCCCAGCCACGUCCACCCGCUCCACACCCCGUACCCGCCGCAGAACUACCCCUCCGCACACCCCCAGCCCCACGUCCAGCCACCACCUCCACCACCACCGCCGCCGCCCCCGGGUCCACAUCCGCCCCCUCCCCAGCAACCGCCACCUCAGCAUCCCAUACCUCCGCCCCACGGGCCACACCCCCAUCCCCACCCACAGCCCCACAUCCCACAGCCGCAGCCGCAGAUCCCCCAGCACGCGCUGCCCAAGCCCAAGCUCCUGCCAAGUGCCAGAGACAUGCAUACCAAAGACCAAAGGCUGGGCCAGGUGGGGUGGGCUGACCCGGCGGCGGCGGCACCCCCGCCGCAGAUCCCGCGGGCCCCCUCGCCUCUGCCGCCGCACCUCCCCCCGCCACACUUCUCAGGCCGCCGUUCGCCCUCCCCCCAGAGGAUCCUGCCCCAGCCUCAGGGAACGCCCAUCACCAACACAGCGGCCAAAGCCAUGGCACGCGAGGCGGCACAGCGGGUGGCGGAGAGCACCCGGAUGGAGAGGAGAAACAUCUUCGGCCACCACCUGAACUCAGAUGAGGAAGAGGACGGCUACGAGUCCCCGCACGCCGCCAGACGGAGAGGAGCCUCAGUUGACGACUUCCUUCGUGGAUCUGAGCUGGGGAGACAUCACCACUACGGCCACAGUGAGGAGUACUACACGGAGAGCAGCCGCGGCUCUGACCUGUCGGACAUCAUGGAGGAGGACGAGGAGGAGCUGUACUCCGAGAUGCAGCUGGAGGAGGGGCGCCGACGCAGCAUCAACUCGCACAACACGCUCAAGGCCUACUACCGGCGGCACGACCUGCCAGAGGAGCGCGACAACUGGGACCUGCAGCGCGAGGUGGUGCGGCAGCGCUCCCUGCGCAGCAAGCGGCUCCACAGCAUUCCCGAGGUGGCCGAGGACGAGAACGACGGGGGUGGCGGCGGAGGUGGCGGAGGUGGCGGUGGUGGCGGCCGUCCUCUGACUCCCCACCGGGGCCCCCGCGUCUACCACCAGGACUACCAGCAGCACAACCGCCUCUCCCCCAGCAAGUGCAUUCGCCGGCUGCAGCGCCAGCGCUCCUCGCCCCGCUACUCCUCCUUCGAGGACCGGGUGUCUGCUGGCGUGGGCUGGGUGAUGGGCAUGAGGCAGAGCACCAAGAGCCCAGACAGCGGUUUGGACUGCGGCAGCGAGGAGGAGGGCCCAGGUGGGAUGGGGUACCGCGGUGGCUACUCGUAUGGCGCCGGGAGCCCCAUGCGCGUGGGCAUGGGCCCCAACAUGCGACUCAUCCACUGCGAGGGCCCCGUGGAGCGGCGAGCGCUGGCUGCGGCCGGCAGGAAGAGGACACUGACGCGGCAGAGUAGCGUAGAUGACGAGUUUCUGGAUGCCAUGGACAGGCGGGCGGCCGCAGAGCAGUACCUGGGAGGAGGCUACUACCACCCUGCGCAUCAUCAUCCUCAUCAGCAUCCUGCUCACCACCAACACUACCCGCGCCCACACCACCACUACUUCCACCCGCAUCCUCAGCGACGCUUCCAGAGCGAGGUGCGGCUGACGGACCUGGGCAGGAGCUACUACAGGGAAAAUAGGGCCCACUCUGUGGCCAGGCUCAACAACAGGGGGAUGGACGAGCCUCUGAUUUUAGGAAGCUCCCAAUCCAUGGCACGUCUGGACCACACAGGGAGGAGGGUCCAUGGCUUUGGCCCCUCACCUCGACGGCCCAUGAUGGUUCCUUCCAUCGAGAUCACCAUGGAGAAUAACAGUGAGGGGAACCUCUCAUCUGUCAAGGAAGAUGUUUACUAUGGCAGUGUAGCACGGCGCAGGAAAUGGCCCCCGCGGCGGUCAGACCACCAAUAUGAUGGUUACGGUGGACGCAGCCGCCGCUCGCCAGACUACUAUGAGUCUGAGCUGGAGGACUACACGCGGAUAUUUGUGGCUCUGUUUGAUUACGACCCGCUCUCCAUGUCCCCCAACCCUGACGCGGGAGUUGAGGAGCUGCCUUUCAAGGAAGGGCAGAUCAUCAAGGUGUAUGGUGACAAAGACACAGACGGGUUCUACCGUGCCGAGGUGGGUGGGCGGCAGGGCCUGAUCCCCUGCAACAUGGUGUCUGAGAUCCAGACGGAUGACGACGAGAUGAUGGACCAGCUGCUCCAACAGGGUUUCCUGCCUCUCAACACGCCAGUAGAGAAGAUAGUCAACUGCAAUCGCUUCAGAGAUGGCCGCUCUAUAAACCGCAGGUCCCGAAAGUCCAAAAGAGAGAGGAACCGGCGCAGUGGCAGGCAGCACCCCGUGUCCACGCGCAGGAUGGUGGCGCUAUACGACUACGACCCACGAGAGAGCUCUCCCAACGUGGAUGUGGAGGGCCACCACUAUGGGGGCGCCAGGCUGAGUGAGGAGGCUGAGCUCACCUUCUGUGCUGGUGAUGUAAUCACUGUGUUUGGGGAAAUCGACGAGGACGGCUUUUACUAUGGUGAACUGAACGGACACAAAGGCCUGGUCCCCUCCAAUUUUCUGGAAGAAGUGCCUGAGGAUGUAGAGGUCUAUCUGACAGACACUCCAUCUCGCUACCCCCAGGAACACCCAUCAAGGACAAAGACCAAAAGGGUCCCGCUGGACAAAUCGGGGCCAUCAGGAAGAGCAGCCACCCCGCCGGUGCGCCCUCGCAUCCCGGGCUCCCAGCCCUCGGGGCCCCUGGGGGCGGCCUCACACACCAACACAAAGACUAAGGGCCUGCUCUCCAAAGGGAAGAAACUCUUGAGAAAGCUUGGAGCUGUUAAGUAA
Molecule: messenger RNA, 4937 nt
Organism: Engraulis encrasicolus (European anchovy)
Lineage: Eukaryota; Metazoa; Chordata; Actinopteri; Clupeiformes; Engraulidae
Gene: rimbp2b
Product: RIMS binding protein 2b
Exons: 30
Coding region: 171-4937 (1588 amino acids)
Biological process (GO): neuromuscular synaptic transmission
Molecular function (GO): protein binding
Source: RefSeq, a predicted model, not a curated record